Hippocampus comes (tiger tail seahorse) is the source of this 2280-nucleotide messenger RNA. RefSeq names its product nuclear factor I/A (gene nfia). The record is from RefSeq and is a predicted model, not a curated record. NCBI's taxonomy places the organism in Eukaryota, Metazoa, Chordata, Actinopteri, Syngnathiformes, Syngnathidae. The transcript is spliced from 11 exons. The coding region runs from base 111 to 1628 and encodes 505 amino acids. Gene Ontology annotation, molecular function: DNA-binding transcription factor activity, RNA polymerase II-specific; RNA polymerase II cis-regulatory region sequence-specific DNA binding. Gene Ontology annotation, cellular component: nucleus. Gene Ontology annotation, biological process: regulation of transcription by RNA polymerase II.
UCUUGUGGUCUUGCUGGCUGGCACGUGCGUGCGUUCGUCCGCCGUCUGUCCGGCUGUCAAUCACUUCGUGGCUGUCAAUCACUUUUCCCGCGGAGCGCGCGCGCGCACACAUGAGGUUGAUUGACGCCGCCAUGGCGGGAAAAAGCGGCGCGGAGGCUUCCGUCAAAUGGCAGCUGUGCUACGACAUCUCGGCCAGGACCUGGUGGAUGGACGAGUUCCACCCGUUCAUCGAGGCGCUGCUGCCGCACGUGCGCGCCUUCGCCUACACGUGGUUCAACCUGCAGGCGCGCAAGCGCAAGUACUUCAAGAAGCACGAGAAGCGCAUGUCCAAGGAGGAGGAGCGCGCCGUCAAAGACGAGCUUCUGGGCGAGAAGCCCGAGGUCAAACAGAAGUGGGCCUCGCGCCUGCUGGCCAAGCUGCGCAAGGACAUCCGCCCCGAGUUCCGCGAGGACUUUGUGCUGAGCGUCACGGCCAAGAAGGCGCCCUGCUGCGUGCUGUCCAACCCCGACCAGAAGGGCAAGAUGCGCCGCAUCGACUGCCUGCGCCAGGCCGACAAGGUGUGGCGGCUGGACCUGGUCAUGGUCAUCCUCUUCAAGGGCGUGCCCCUGGAGAGCACCGACGGCGAGCGCCUGGUCAAGUCGCCGCGCUGCGCCAACCCGGGCCUCUGCGUGCAGCCGCACCACAUCGGCGUCUCCGUCAAGGAGCUGGACCUCUACCUGGCCUACUUCGUCCACGCAGAGGGCGGCCAAUCAGAGAGCCCAAACCAGGCCGGCGAGGCCGACAUGAAAGAGCAGAGCGAGAAUGGUCAUUUGGGUUUCCAGGACAGUUUUGUCACUCCAGGAGUUUUUACUGUUUCUGAACUUGUACGAGUCUCACAGACUCCCAUCGCCGCCGGCACGGGUCCAAACUUCUCGCUGGCCGACCUGGACGGCUCGUCCUACUACGGCAUGAGCCCCGGUGCCAUGAGGAGGCCCCUACCGAGCACCUCCUCCUCGUCCAGCUCGGCCAAGCGCAUCAAGUGCAUGGAGGAGGACGCCGACAGUCCCGGCGAGGACUCGUAUUACCCGGCUCCAGGCCGCUCGCCGGGCAGCGUCAGCCAGGCCAGCAGCUGGCACGAGGAGCCAGCAGGAUACAAGCUACGCGGCUCGCUAGCGAGCUCCUUCAUCUCCCGCCAAGCCAGCCCGCACGCGCCGCCCUCCGGCCUGCACUUCUCGUCGUCGCCCAUCCUGCAGCAGCCCGCCUCGUACUUCUCGCACGCCGCCAUCAGGUACCACCCGCAGGACCCCCUCAAGGACUUUGUGCAGCUCGUGUGUCCCGACUCCGCCCAGACGGCCGGACAGGUGGGCUUCCUCAACCCUAAUGGUAGCUCCCAGGGAAAAGUCCCCAAUCCUUUCCUGGCCACGCCCAUGCUGCCCCCUCCUCCGCCGCCACCCAUGGCCCGGCCCGUCCCGCUGCCCGUUGACGCCAAGCCGCCCGCCACCUCCUCCGCCGAGGCGGGGGGCAACUCGCCGUCAUCGCCCACGUAUUCGGCCCCGCCCGCCAGCUCUCCCGCUCAGCGAUUUGUGAGCGUGGGGCCGCGAGACCCCGCCUUCAACAUCCCGCAGCAGCCGCAGUGGUACCUGGGAUAAGGAUGCCACCCGAGGCUCCGCCCGGUCCCGUCCCCGGAGCCGCCCACGUUGACGUGCCCCCGCCUUCCCGCGCCUGACUUUGCCCACCAGCGCCCGCCUGACCGUCGGCCUCAGCGUGGCUAGGGGGCGGGGUCAAGGGUCACAGCCCCGCUCCCCAAACCUGGAAAGGUUCCCUCUGUCUUGUGGGGGAGGGGCCUAACCCAACAACUCCCAGCCUUUGCUGUGGCCCCGCCUCCUCCUCCUCCUCCUCCUCAUUGAAGGGAGGAGUCUUAUCACCAGCUUCUGACCCACUUUCGACUCCGCCCCCUUGGGAAAGCGCUGAGAGUGGGCGGGGUUUGUUGACUGACUGCUGCUUGAUGACUCCGCCCUCUGGGGUGGGGGGGCCACUUUCCGGAAGGAUCUGCGAGUGGACGGGCAUUGUUGCCUCGUUGCCGGUUGUCACCUGACCUCACCUCUUCUUCCGCCUCCUCAUAUUCCAAUAUGAAAUAUUGGAAUAUGAAAUAUCCUCAUACUGCAACAAAGUGGAGAUGAGGAAAACGUGCAAUGUUUGGAAGCUCCAAGCUGUUUUUUUUUUUUUGUUUUUUUUUUUCCCCCCCCCCCCCCAAAAAAAAAGUCCGCCGGCACCUCUGGACUCUAAAACAGGAUGCGCAAA